AUGUUCUCUGGCGGCAUGAUGCAGGUGUAUGUCUGGGUGAUACUGCUAUGGCUGCAGCUAGUCCAAGCAGCAUUCAUCCGACGGGAAGACUGCAGUUCUACCCAAAACGCAUUGGUCAACCCCAUCUUUGAGCCGUUGACUCUAGGCGGUGGGCUCGAUAUAGCCGAUGAUUCUACGUCAUUAUGGCUGAAAAUAAUGGGCGAUUACCAUGGAUCGGACUGUGAAGAGGUCGAUGGUGCUUUUGCAAAUGUUCUCGUCGACGUCAAGGUCCUUGGGGAGACGGUGGGUUAUCAGUUUGAGUCGAAUGCGAGCUGUCCGACUGUUCCUAUUACUGGUCAUUUUCGGUAUGAUCCUCAAACGUAUACGACAUACCGGACUGCCUACUCCUUAGGCAGUGCAUAUCGACUCAGUACAUUGGCAACCACUAUCCGUGUCCGACUGAACAAUGGUAGCGACGUCGCCUGCAUGGCAGCCAACAUUACGCCUGAUCUUGGGCCUGUCGCAUCUAACCUGCUCAAAGGGAUUCCAGUGGCCAUUCUCAUUCUAUCCGGCCUUAUUUCGAUGGCUUUAAAAACAUCUCGCAGUCGAUCGAGUAUGUUCCGGUAUGAAAUCGCUAACAGCCAACGAGAUCCUGUCGAGCCAUUCCUCCCUGGUAUCGGUGAUUGUCUGCAGUAUAUGCAGUUUAUCUUCAUGGCUGGUUGUCUGACGCUGUCGUAUCCUGGGUUCUUCAAGCCUAUUGUUAGCCAGUUUUCGUGGUCGUCGCUUAUAUAUGCGAAUGGGCCUAUUGCGCAUGAGUUCCUCUAUCCUGGCGUUCAGGACAAUAUCUAUUCGAUCAACGGAACAUAUGGACUUGAAUUGAUGGCGCAGGUACUGGGUGCGACAACCAUGACGGAUCUGUGGACAAACGCAACUAUCAAUCUGUCAGUGAUGGUGCUCAUCCUGGUAGUGAUGAUCCAACUCGCCUCGUUAUUCAAGUGGAUGUGGAGAUUACUUUCGACACCCCAGUCGGGGAAUAUCGAAAUGAAAGCCGACUUUCUCGCUCAUAUACAACAUGCCGGAUGGAGUGUUCUUCGAAUGGUUCUGCACUAUUACAUCUUUCCGAUCGUGACAUUCUCGCUAUACCAAUCACACGUCGCCAAGUUCUUCCCCGUCUAUCAGACUUUCCUCGCCGUCCUGCUUGUUUCCCUUCUAGCUGUCUCGUUGGGAUUUGUGGUUAGGUAUCUCGGUCUUCAUGAUAAGCAGAAUCUGUUCUUCACGGAGAGUAGUCUACCUCGAUCGUCGCAGAGUUGGCUUUCUGACGCUUUAUACGGACUUCCGUUACUCCGAGGGAUCAUCAUCGGUGGGCUGCAGAUAUCUGGGAUUGGGCAGAUAGUAGCUCUGGCUAUUUGUGAAAUUGCUCUGAUUGUUGCUCUGUUUUCCCAUCGAUAUACGUCGCCUGUCUGGAAGGGUAUCUCCAUUGCAGUGGUGAGAUUAACCACGAUUCUCAUGAGUUGUGCCUUUCUCCCGUCUGUUGGACUGAGUGAGGGCACGAAAGGAUACGUGGGAUACUGCAUUCUAUCCUUCCACGCAGCUGUUUUAAUAUUUGGUUUCUUCGCCAACUCCAUCUUGAACGUUCUAAAACUCGUCCUGAGAAGGAAGAAUAUCCUCGAUCCGCAUUCUGUUGAUCCAGAAGAUAGACCUCCAGUAUUCGGACUGGAUCAGCUAUCUCGACGAUCGAAGCGAAAUAUGAGUUUCUCGCAUCUGCCUGCGUUGAGUCCUGACCCCGCCUGUAUCCCACACCAUUCUGUACGAGGAUCAUCUGAAGAAUCCCACUCCAUGGAUGGACACUUCUACCGACAGCCUCGAUCGAGAAAUUAUACGUCCAUGUCUCCGUCUGAAGCGACGGGGACUGUGGAGUCUAUCCCGUCUUCCUCGGACACGGAAAGUCGUGGGUCGACCGAAACAGACUUUGAAGAACGGCGGUCAGACGUCGACUAUUCCGUUCGUGAAGCAGAUCAAUAUUACCGUCGACGAGAAAUCGUCAUGGGCUCGUCUGAGCCACCACGAGAAUCAGAUACAUUCUCGCGUUGGCGACCGAAGAAGGAAAAAGGAUUUGAAGUCGUACGAUCCAGCAGUUGA
This is a messenger RNA of Aspergillus wentii DTO 134E9, 2118 nucleotides long. RefSeq lists its product as uncharacterized. Bases 1 to 2118 code for a protein of 705 amino acids. The record is from RefSeq and is a predicted model, not a curated record. NCBI's taxonomy places the organism in Eukaryota, Fungi, Ascomycota, Eurotiomycetes, Eurotiales, Aspergillaceae. Gene Ontology annotation, biological process: transmembrane transport. The transcript has 3 exons.